UUUCCCUCGACGGUCGCAACAGGAAGACCUUUUUACCGUGUGAUUUGUGUUGUGGACGAAAACUUUUUCCCGUCCUUCAGCAGGAAAAUGUACUACAAAUUCAGCGGUGUUACCCAGAAACUGACGGGGUCUGCUCCCGCGGCCGCCUACAACCCUCAGGGGCUUAGGCCAAGUGUGCCGGCAGAGUCCCCCACCAUGGUGUUUGCCACACCCACCAAGCUGGUGUCAGAGGCGGGGUCCACGGUGGAGUACUUGGGAACAAACAGGGUUCCGGACCUCCAGAGGCUAUUCCAGACGUCAGACGGUAUCCCCAUUCAUCUAAAGCGCGGUGUCCCCGACAGGCUCCUGUACCGCACCACCAUGGCUCUCACUGUAGGGGGCGCUCUCUACUGUCUGGUGGCUCUUUACUUUGCAGCCCAGCCCAACAAAAAGUGACCAACGCAAAACCCACGAACUUUCUGGAAUUGACCCAACAUUCCCAGCCUCCAUCUGCCCUCGCCAUGCCACCUCUCGGGACUCAAAUGGCUGUUAGGGAAAUUAGUUAGGGAACACUCAAUGACAACAAUAACGUCUGUCUUCUCUGUAAAUCAAAUGUCUAAGUUAAUAAAUUCUAUGGGGAAACAAAGGUAA
This is a messenger RNA of Anarrhichthys ocellatus (wolf-eel), 630 nucleotides long. RefSeq names its product cytochrome c oxidase subunit 7A2 like (gene cox7a2l). The transcript is spliced from 3 exons. The coding region runs from base 88 to 435 and encodes 115 amino acids. Gene Ontology annotation, biological process: mitochondrial electron transport, cytochrome c to oxygen; mitochondrial respirasome assembly; regulation of oxidative phosphorylation. Gene Ontology annotation, cellular component: respiratory chain complex IV. NCBI's taxonomy places the organism in Eukaryota, Metazoa, Chordata, Actinopteri, Perciformes, Anarhichadidae. The record is from RefSeq and is a predicted model, not a curated record.